AUGGCGCGCCGAUCACACACAUUCCUGCAUUAUCUGAGUGUCGAAGAAUUUUUUCGACGUCAUUUCUAAUGAAAAUGUAAACUCUAUUCCAAUACCAAUAGAAUAGAAAAAACAGGUAAAUAUAAACAGCUUAAGAAAGAUACUAAUUAAUUAGAGUUGAUUGUACACAAGAGAGAAAAUAUAUAACAAACUUUUUCUCACGUGGAUCAAUGGUUUGCCAAGUACGUUGUGGACUUGACAGACCAUUUAUGUUUACAAGUCAUGUAGAGUUCUAAAUACUAAUCGAUCAGUUGACACUCUGCAAACAUGUUUCUUUUCAGAUUUCGUAUUAAACUAUUUUGCUGAAAAAUAGAGAAUUAUAAUUGUCAGCAAUUUUUUAUAAUCUGGACUUUGUUCAUCACUAAGAGCUUAUUCAAGGGCUAUUAAAAAAGAUUAAAAAGGGAUUGCAGUUAAUAAACUCUAUCCGUAUAGAAGGAAAUGGGCUGUGGCGCGUCUGCCCAAGCAGAAGUUGAAAAUGAACAAAACAAAAAGAAUGAUGAUGAGAAAGAAAACGUUCAAGAAAAUAAAGAGUCAGAAAAGGAACAUAAAAAUGGAACAAUCAGCAAGCCAAGUUCAGGUAGUAGAAGAUCUGCAAAAGUUCAACCAUCGUUGGAACAAUCCGAAUUACCUGUCUUACCUCUUAACAAACCGGUAGCUUUUUGCGUUUCACUUGAUGGCCAGGAUCGCAUUGAUAACUUACUCAAAAAACCACCUAGGAGACUUCAGAGAUUGCAAUUAGACCCUCUUGCCGAUGCUCCUAAGCUAACGGCCAGUGAAUUGGAAGAAAAGCAACGAAUUGCAGAAGAGAAACGUCAAAAGCAAUUGGAAAAGAUUAAACAAAAGAGUAGGAAAACUUCUAAAAAGAGAUUAGCCCUUCAACAAGCCAAGGAAUUCGAUCAUAGCAACACCGAAAAAGCUCAAGAAAUAGAAGAAAAACUUAAAUCAGCAGAUAAAAACCGAGAGGCAAAACGUCGUCAACAGGAAGAAAAGAAAAGGGCUAGAGAAGAACGAGCCAAGAGAGCUUUAGAAAGAGCAAAGAAGCAAAAAGAAAUAGAGGAAGGCGGCGGAAUGGAUUACAAUGAAGUAGAAAAGGACGAACAGUAUAACAACGAUGAUAACGACUCGUGGCUCGACGGCGAGGCUAAUACAGCUGAUAUGUCAGAGAGAAUUUAUUCAGGUAGAGAAAGCCCACACAAACAGCUAACGGCGGUUCGAGGGAGUGCCGAACGCAAAGCAAGAAUGUCUGGUUUGUCAGCAAGCACGGCUGACAGUUUCGAUUACGCUUUUCAAAGGAAGCAGAAUUUUAGCGCAACUGGUAAAAAAAAUACGGAAAAAGACGAGUUCUUCGACUAA
This is a messenger RNA of Dimorphilus gyrociliatus, 1392 nucleotides long. The record is from the annotation of a GenBank genome assembly. NCBI's taxonomy places the organism in Eukaryota, Metazoa, Annelida, Polychaeta, Dinophilidae.